UGGAUACCAGGACACAGUGGUGUAGCAGGCAAUGUAAGAGCCGAUCAUUGGGCCAGAAUGUCUCACCAGAAACCGAAUGUCACACAUGUUAAUGCAGGGUACAGAGAGUUUCUGCCCAUGGUACGCAAGAGUACCAAAGAUAAGUUCGCUGAGAUAUGGCACGAUUACCGCCCGACGCUCCUUAAAGAGGUUAAGCCAAAUGUCGGCCAAUGGAUGUCGAGUUCUCGCAGUAAUCGUAGAGAAGAAAUCAUACUGACGAGGAUGCGAUUAGGCCACACUCUUCUUACUCACAGACACAUUCUUGAUCGCGAACCUCCACCGAUAUGUGACCGUUGCCGAUGUGCACUUGACGUUCCGCACAUCUUGCUGCAUUGUCGGAAAUUCUGUGCCGAAAGACGGAACCUGGAAAUAGAAUGUCUCAUAUCCAAUGUCCAGAUGAAUGUAGGAUCUCUACUGGGAAAUGAAUUUCCCUUGAUCACUGAUGCUGUGUUUGCAUAUCUUACUGAAUGCGGUGUUGCUCAGAGAUUGUGAGACGAUGUGAUAAGCACUGUGAUUUUGUGAUGUCCAACACUGCUGUGACUUAUUGGUGAACUAAUUAGAGUGCGUGUUAUCGAUGCUCUGUAUUGAUUGUGUCUGUAGUUUAGUUAGACAAUAGUCAGUUUUCACUCCCAAGUAGUUGUUCUAGAAUCUACCGUAUCCAGACCACCUCUUUGGUCUAUGUAGCCUAGCUGAAACCCCAGUAGUGUAACCAGGAUGCCACAACUACGGCCGAAAACUAACCGUUUCUGCCUCCGGCAGAGACCUUCAUGUCUACAUCCUCCCAAAGCAAGUCCACACCACGGCUAUACCUAUCCUAAAUCCGUAACCCUGCUUAGUCACCCUGCUUAGUUCCCUUUACUCAUUAAGAAGAAAAGAAGAAGAAAGACUGCCAUCAAAAGAAGUUGGACGCAAGAGCCAAGCUGCUACGCGCCCUAACCCAGAACAACAACAACAACGAGAAUAGGUGGAGCCGUUCUCUCCAAGCAGGAGCUAUUUCUGGAGUAUCUGCCCAGUGUUAAGAUCUACCUGAAUUGCUGGCCAAGCAGAGAAGACAAUGUCACUGUUCAAGGCACGUGAGUGGUGGUCCACAGCGUGCGGCACAGACGAGACGUUUGACAUUGGCUGUAUGCUGGUGGCGUGCAUUGGGCCAGAGAAGCAGAAGGACCAGCGCAUUGUGGUUGGCAGUCAUGAAGGUUUCAUCCGCGUGUACCAGCCCAACUACGACGCGCGCGGGGACGGGGACGACGCGGGUGCGGAGAAUGGGUUCCGGCCGGACGACCUGCUAUUGGAGGUGCAGCUGGAGCAUCCUGCCCUCCAGCUGAUGGCGGGCAAACUGGCACACUCGUCGACAGACACGUGCCUGGCGGUGCUGAUGCCGUUCCAGGUGACCGUCUUCACCAUCAGCAUGGCGGCGGGAGCGGUCGAACACGGCACACACUACGCCCUCAACCCGGUCUACUCACACCGGCUCAAACGGUCUGCCUUCAACAUGUUCUCCGGGUUCUUCGGCGGAUCGAAAAAUAAGGAGCUGUUCAGCAUCCAGUCGUUGGACGGCACGCUGUCGUUCUAUGAGCAGGAAAACUACUCGUUCAGCCGGUUCCUGCCCGGCUAUCUGAUCCCCGGCCCGAUCCUCUACGUGCAGAAGACGGACUCGGUGGUGACGGGCACCUCCAGCUGGACGGUCGAGGCGUACAAAUACUCGUCGCUGGCACAGGGCUCCGACCCCAACGAGAAGUCGAGCGGUGACAUUGGCUCCGGCAAACGGGUCUACCCCGACUGGACCUACAACGUGGGGGAGGUCACGCUCGACAUACAGCAGGUGACUCUUCCGUCGGGCGAUGUGCGUCUGGCGGUACUUGCCGAACACAGCCUGCUGAUUCUGAAGGAGGCUGGACAGCCUGUGCUGUUCAAAAGACUCGACUACCAUCCAGCCUGUCUCACUACGUUCGUCAACGACGCGGGGCGGCUCACCACGCUCGUUGCCAGUCACACCAGCGUCGGUCACGUGUACGAGGGCGGCACACUGCGCUGGGCUGCCCAGCUGCCGUUCAUACCCGUCUGCGUGGGCCGGCUGCGUCUGCGGCAGCUCUCGGGUCUCCUGGCGCUCCUCUCCGCUGGAGGACAGCUGGUGGUGGCGUAUCUGGGCACCACUCCGUCACUGUUCGUGGCCCCUCCCGUGCAGACGGCCGGAGCGCUCGACUAUGAGGCGCUAGAUGAGGAGCUGGCCACGCUGACGGCGGUCAUACAGCGGUCGCAGAAACAGGACGAGACUGGUCUGGCGGCGGCGGACGCCAACCGAGAGGACGUCCAGCUGGUGGUACAGAUUCAUCCGGUGCUGGACCCGUGCUCACUGCCCACAGAGGUGGACCAACAGGUACCGUGCGCCAGUAUCCGCGCCCUCAUCACCCCGUUAGCGCCCGUUCAGUCGGUGGUCCUCAGUUUUGACGUGGUCAGUCCACUGGUGGUCGUCAAACCAUCGGCGGGCAUCGAGUCACUCACGACCACCACGGACAUCGAGGCAGUGGUGUACCUGGCGCAGCCGCACGCCGUUCCCUCGCUGGAGCUGGAGACCGUUCUCAGCUACCUGACGUCGUCCGGCGCGCCGCGGGUGCUGCGCGCCGUCACCCGACUGCCGCUGGCUCUGGUGGCGCGGCCGGCCGACCCGGUGAAGGAUGCUGAUCAUAGGGUCACCGUGUGCACCACCCGGCCGUCCGUCAACCUGGCGCAGCUUUUCAGCGACCUGAAGCUGGACGCUGGCAUGUCGAGCGCGGCCGGCAUUGAGUACUACACCGGCUGUACGGUGACCAUCCUGGCCUCCAAGACGUCUCAGCGGUACCGUCUACAGUCGGACGACUUCCACGCCCUUUGGCUCGUCACUGAGGAGCUCACCAGACGCAUCGGCGCGAUGUACGGUGAGACUGCCGACGAGCCGAUCUGCUCGUUCGUCUCCUCCCUCCCCCUCCAGGACGUGUUCUCCGAGGUGGACGCCCACCUGAUGUGGCGGCAGCGGCGGGAGCAGCAACUUCAGCAGCUGGAGCAGCGCGCCAGCCAGUUCCGAGCCAUCCAGCGCCGGCUGCUCACCAAGUACAAGGACAUGACGCCCUCGCCGCUGACCAACAUGGACCAGCUGCUGGAGGAGACGUACCGCCGGCUGAUGGCGCAGGCCGACUCCCUCUCGGAGGAGGACCGACGUCUGGAGCGGUCCGCCGCGCAGCUCUCCUGCGCGCUGAGACUACUCGCUCUCCUAGCCCGGCUGAGUCAGACUCUGACCCCGGAGGAGGCCGACCUGCUAACGGCAGCGCUCUGCUGGCGGCGUGUGCCCUCCCAGGAGCAGGGCUGGCACGAGACGGCCGACUGCGCGGCCGGGUACCUCCACCGCGCGCUGCAGCAGCAGACGGGACGGGUGGCAGUCAGUGGCGCGCCACUCGCCAUGCCGGAUGAUACGACCAAGCUGAAGCGGCACCUGGCGCUUCUGCUGGAGAAGGUGCUGAAGGCUGGGGCCAGGAUCGGGGACAGCGUCAACAGGACAGAUGCGCCUGCCGACGAGCCGGUGGCAGACAAGGACGAGCGUCCGCCAUCCGUACACCCGAUCAGUCAGAUGUUCACUCAGCGGCUGGGCUCGGCACGGCCCCGCAGCGGCACCCGGCGACCGGUCAGCGGCGCGUCGUCUUCGCAGAGGCUACACGCUCCGGCCACCGGUCCGCCCGUGCCCUCCGGUCGCGGGCCGCCUCCAACAGUAGCCGUGGAGCCUCCGACACCUCAGCUGGACCGGUCGCGGCCCACCUCGGCAGACUCCGUGGAUGCCGAGUCGCGUGGCGCCACCGCCCCGGAGCCGCUCGUGCCGGGGACUCAGCCGGAGACGGCGGCCGAACAGCGGGACAAGGCCGACGGCGCCGGCGGAGACGUUCAACAUCUUCACCUGCACGGUCUCACCGGUGCCGGCAUCGAGGUACCGCGCGACAACCUGCUGGACGAACCGGAAGAGGACUUCUGGUGAGGCAUUGACGUCACAGGGUGACGCAGUGACGUGGUGACGUGACGUCAGGGUGGUGCUGGGGCGUUAGGUGAUGUCUGAAGACUAGGUGUAGAUGUUACUUGGGAGUUGGGAUCCCAAUACUGAACUCGGCGAUAGGCUCGGUUGGAAGAAAUGAUAGGAUGAGAGGGACGACUCAACACAAGGUAGUGUCCUUAUACAUCGAUGACGUCACUAUGUAUCGAUGGCGUCACAUAUCGGUGAUGUCACCUGUAGCUAACGUCACUGUAUAAGACGUCACAGUGUAUCUCUAAUGUCAGGUAAUGUUGCUAGCACAGUGGCACUGCCUUGACUGCCGUCCUCUACUCGUACGGCCUGUGAUCUAUCCCGGACCAGCGACACCUACCGAUUAGAGCCUGGUUUGAAGCUCGCACACGUUAGUAACGUCUCACACCACAUCAGCCGUCAGUGAUGGUAGUGACAUCACUGUAUCUCAACUGACGUGAUAUAAAUCAGCUGGAUGGGACUAGGGGUACGUGGUAUGACGGGUGUGGGUGAGACUGUGGGUUUGUCUGUGGACAGAGGUGUGCUGCCCUUGGGACUGGCUAGCUUUGUCAGAGGGCGCUAGGCUCCCAAAGGGCGGCCCUCCCUAGACCGGGUAGCAGAAUGUCAGAAGACGGUGUAGUCACGCAUGGUCUAGGAUCUCCCUUGGUGGAUUGUGUUUCGGGCGGAAUCCUACACCCGCCGUGUGAUACUAUCACAGUCUCUGUUAGUAGUCUAGUCUCUGUUAUUAUUUGAAUCUUUGGGAUGCAAUGAUCAAAAAGCUUAUAAGGUAGUCUUCAAAGGUCCCAGGACUUCUAAAAAAGUAAUGUGGAAUUGUUUUUAAUCCUGUUGAAAUGGAAGUUCCGUAGCUUCAGUGUUAAAGAAUAUCUGGCUGAUGUCGAAUUCCCACUAAAUUUCCUAACCGGUCGAGAUAUGUGAUAUUUUACAGUAAUGCCAUUUGGGUAUCCAUCGUGUGAGCGUCUUUACCAUCCCGGUUGUUGUGCUGAAGGCGUAAUGCUCACAAUAACUAGUCAUAUAAACACCAAUUAAGCUAUCAUUUAGUCGUAUAUGUCGGGUUUAAGUCUCGCUAGGUAAAGUCAAAUAUCCGUCAUAUCUUCGUCCGUCCAAGCUCAGGUAGUAUCUAGCAAAGACGGGAUUAUCACGCUCAAACUGCGGCGAACUGGGGACUUACCGUGGAAAACGGCAUAGCUGAGUUUUCGAAGGAUGUGUGGCAGUGCUUGUAUUCACUAUGAAUGCGAUUGGGCUAUAUUGUGUUACACGAGCUCACUGACACUAGCUAAUUUGACGUACCAGCCACCUGUAGGCUGGACACGCCUGUACGGCUGGCAACAAGCCGAAUGAUUCCGUCCACGAAUGUUUCAGUCAGCAUCGACAUGUGAGCUUAUGCGUGUCUAUGUUUUAUCGUGGUGUGGUUUCGAUUGUUUACUGGUUUCUUUCUCGGAGUGUUUUAUGGAAAGAUGUGACUGACAUUGCAUCUUUCAGUCGAUUUGUUUUGUGAUCUCAACAAUUGAAGGAUCUCAUGUGACUUUUACUUAUAAAAUGAAGAUAUUAAAUGUGCGUUGUGUGUGCAACUUUGUCACAACAUAUCUUGCAAACCGUAUAUACAACUGCACUACUGACGAA
Messenger RNA from Amphibalanus amphitrite, 5698 nucleotides. RefSeq names its product protein PTHB1-like. The coding region runs from base 1094 to 4036 and encodes 980 amino acids. The record is from RefSeq and is a predicted model, not a curated record. Gene Ontology annotation, biological process: cilium assembly. Lineage: Eukaryota; Metazoa; Arthropoda; Thecostraca; Balanomorpha; Balanidae. The transcript has 17 exons. Gene Ontology annotation, cellular component: membrane; BBSome.